This is a messenger RNA of Alligator mississippiensis (American alligator), 5937 nucleotides long. It is a transcript of the gene ABCC5, whose product is annotated as ATP binding cassette subfamily C member 5. Gene Ontology annotation, molecular function: ATP binding; ABC-type transporter activity; ATP hydrolysis activity. The record is from RefSeq and is a predicted model, not a curated record. Gene Ontology annotation, biological process: transmembrane transport. The transcript is spliced from 30 exons. Bases 161 to 4465 code for a protein of 1434 amino acids. Gene Ontology annotation, cellular component: membrane. NCBI's taxonomy places the organism in Eukaryota, Metazoa, Chordata, Crocodylia, Alligatoridae.
GGCGGGCGCUGCCGCCGCGCGCAGGCGCAGUGCGGACGCCGGCACCGCUAUAAGGCUGUGGUUUGGCUGCGGGGCGGCGGAGUGCAGCAGCUGGCGCCGGGCUGAGAUUUUCCUGAGGUGCCAAUCCACGGGUAAACCCUGGCGUUGACGGCAGGAGAAGAUGAAAGACAUCGACAUAGGAAAAGAGUACGUCAUACCCAGCCCGGGGUACAGGAGCGCGCGGGAGAGAGCCGGCUCCGAGGAGCCGGACGAGCUGAAACUCCAGCAAGCUAAACACAAGCAGGUGGAAUGCCAAGAUGCCUUGGAAGCAGCAGCUCGAGCAGAAGGCCUACCUCUGGAUACCUCCAUACACUCCCAGCUGAGAAUGUUGGAUGAGGAGCGUCACAAGGGCAAAUACCACCAUGGCUUGAAUUUGCUGAAACCCAUACGGACAACUUCCAAGCACCAGCACCCUGUUGAUAAUGCAGGACUUUUCUCCUGCAUGACCUUCUCAUGGCUCAGUCCUCUAGCCAGCAGAGCACACAAGAAAGGGGAGUUAUUUAUGGAUGACGUAUGGCCUUUGUCAAAGCAUGAGUCUUCAGAAGUCAACUGCAGAAGGUUGGAGAGAUUGUGGCAGGAAGAGCUGAAGGAAAUGGGGCCUGACGAUGCUUCUCUCCGGAGGGUUGUGUGGGUCUUCUGCCGCACCAGGCUCAUCAUUUCCAUAGUGUGUCUGAUGAUCACACAACUCGCGGGUUUCAGUGGACCAGCGUUUGUUGUGAAACACCUGCUGGAGUACACACAGCAAAAUGAGUCCAACCUGCAGUACAGCCUGUUGUUAGUUUUUGGCAUCUUUAUGACGGAAAUAGUGCGCUCCUGGUCCCUGGCGCUAACCUGGGCGUUAAAUUACCGCACGGGGGUCAGACUGCGGGGAGCUAUCCUGACUAUGGCAUUCAAGAAAAUUCUCAAACUGAAGAACAUCAAGGAGAAGUCUUUAGGAGAGCUCAUAAACAUGUGCUCGAAUGAUGGACAGAGAAUGUUUGAGGCUGCUGCAGUUGGCAGUUUGCUGGCUGGGGGCCCCAUUGUUGCCAUCCUGGGCAUGGUUUAUAAUGUGAUUAUUCUGGGCCCAACAGGCUUCUUGGGAUCAGCCGUCUUUAUCCUUUUCUACCCAGCAAUGAUGUUCGUAUCACGGCUCACAGCUUACUUCAGAAGAAAAUGUGUAGCAACGACGGAUGAGCGUGUUCAAAAGAUGAAUGAAGUUCUCAAUUACAUUAAAUUUAUUAAAAUGUAUGCCUGGGUCAAAGCAUUUUCUCAGAAUGUUCAAAAAAUCCGAGAGGAGGAACGUAGGAUCUUGGAACGUGCAGGCUAUUUCCAGAGCAUCACGGUGGGCGUAGCUCCCAUUGUUGUGGUAAUUGCCAGCGUGCUGACAUUCUCUGUCCACAUGAUUCUUGGUUACGACCUCAUGGCAGCUCAGGCUUUCACAGUGGUUACAGUCUUCAAUUCCAUGACUUUUGCCCUAAAAGUAACACCUUUCUCAGUGAAGUCUUUAUCGGAAGCAUCAGUUUCUGUUGACAGAUUUAAGAGUUUGUUUCUAAUGGAAGAGGUUCAUAUGAUAAAGAAAAAACCAGCCAGUCCUCACACCGCGAUAGAGGUGAAAAAUGCUACCUUGGCUUGGGACUUCUCCCACGCCAGCGUCCAGAGCUCACCAAAGUUGACCCCCAAAAUGAAAAAAGACAAGAAAGGCACCAAGGGCAAGAAAGAGAAAAUGAAGCUGCAGAAUGAGGGACAGCAAGCUGUGCUGGCUGAGCAGAAGGGCCAUCUUCUAGUGGACAGUGAUGAUCAUCCUAGCCCCGAGGAGGAGAACAAAAUAAUCAACCUGGUUAAUCUUCGGCUUCAGAGGACUCUCUAUAACAUUGACCUGGAGAUAGAAAAGGGCAAACUAGUUGGGAUUUGCGGCAGCGUGGGGAGUGGAAAGACCUCGCUUAUUUCAGCCAUUUUAGGGCAGAUGACCCUCCUGGAGGGUAGCAUAGCAGUAAGUGGAACCUUUGCUUACGUGGCCCAACAGGCCUGGAUUCUCAACGCGACGCUUCGAGACAACAUACUUUUUGGGAAGGAAUACGACGAAGAAAGAUACAAUAUUGUGCUGAAUGGCUGCUGUCUGAGACCUGACCUAGCCAUCCUGCCUAAUGGGGACCUGACAGAGAUUGGUGAACGAGGAGCUAAUCUGAGUGGAGGACAGCGCCAGAGAAUCAGCCUUGCCCGAGCCCUAUACAGUGACAGGAGUAUUUACAUCCUUGAUGAUCCUUUAAGUGCCUUAGAUGCUCACGUAGGAAACCACAUUUUUAACAGUGCAAUAAGGAAGCAUUUGAAGUCAAAGACUGUCCUGUUCGUCACCCAUCAGCUCCAGUACCUUGUUGACUGUGACGAAGUGGUCUUCAUGAAAGAGGGUUGUAUUACUGAGAGAGGAAGCCACGAGGAGCUGAUGAAUUUAAAUGGUGACUAUGCAACCAUUUUUAAUAGCCUGCAGCUGGGAGAGACACCACACAUUGAGAUUAAUAAUGCAAAGAAGAACAGCAGCAGUUCAUUAAAAAGACCCCAGGAAAAGGGCACCAAAGCUGGAUCUGUGAAGAAGGAGAAAGUGGUGAAGAAGGAAGAAGGUCAACUGGUGCAGUUGGAAGAGAAGGGCAAAGGCUCUGUCCCCUGGUCUGUUUAUGGCAUCUAUAUCCAGGCAGCUGGAGGCCCCUUUGCAUUUCUGAUCAUCAUGGCAUUAUUCGUGCUGAAUGUGGGAAGCACAGCAUUCAGCAACUGGUGGCUGAGCUACUGGAUCAAGCAAGGCAGUGGAAACACCACUGUAAUGUUGGGCAACGAGACGGUUGUGAGCAGCAGCAUGAAAGAUAAUCCUCACAUGUCCUACUACGCUGGCAUCUACGCGCUGUCCAUGGGAGUCAUGCUGAUUCUGAAAGCUGUUCGUGGGGUUGUCUUUGUCAAGGGAACACUCAGAGCUUCCUCCAGGCUCCAUGACGAACUCUUCCGAAGGAUUCUGCGUAGUCCCAUGAAGUUCUUUGACACCACGCCCACUGGGCGGAUUCUCAAUCGGUUCUCCAAAGAUAUGGAUGAAGUCGAUGUCCGUUUGCCAUUUCAAGCUGAAAUGUUCAUCCAGAAUGUCAUCCUGGUGUUCUUCUGCGUGGGGGUGAUCUCUGGGGUCUUCCCAUGGUUCCUGAUGGCAGUUGGACCCCUCAUUGUCCUCUUCACAAUCCUGCACGUUGUGUCUAGAGUCUUUAUUCGUGAGCUGAAGCGCCUGGACAACAUCACACAGUCUCCGUUCCUAUCUCACAUUACAUCUAGCAUACAGGGUCUCUCUACAAUCCAUGCCUACAACAAAGGACAGGAAUUUCUGCACAGGUACCAAGAACUGCUGGAUGACAAUCAAGCACCAUUUUACUUGUUUAGCUGCGCCAUGCGCUGGCUGGCCAUCCGACUGGACAUUAUCAGCAUUGCUCUCAUCACAACCACUGGCCUGAUGAUUGUCUUGAUGCAUGGGCAGAUUUCUCCUGCCUAUGCUGGGCUUGCCAUCUCUUACGCUGUCCAGUUGACAGGGUUAUUUCAGUUUACAGUCAGACUGGCUUCAGAAACAGAGGCUCGCUUCACCUCGGUGGAGAGGAUCGAUCAUUACAUCAAGACGCUUUCUCUGGAAGCUCCAGCUCGAAUUAAGAAUAAAGCUCCCCCUCUGGACUGGCCACAGGAGGGGGAAGUUGCCUUUGAAAAUGCAGAGAUGCGUUACCGGGAGAACCUCCCUCUGGUGCUCAAGAAAGUGUCCUUUACCAUCAAACCCAAGGAGAAGAUUGGUAUCGUUGGGCGGACGGGGUCAGGGAAGUCCUCUCUCGGAAUGGCGCUCUUCCGUCUGGUUGAACUGUCUGGAGGCUGCAUAAAAAUUGAUGGGGUGAAAAUCAAUGACAUCGGUUUAGCAGAUCUCCGCAGCAAACUCUCAAUAAUCCCCCAGGAGCCCGUGUUGUUCAGUGGCACUGUGAGAUCAAACUUGGACCCUUUCAACCAGUACAGUGAGGAGCAAAUCUGGGAUGCUUUGGAAAGGACUCACAUGAAAGAAUGUAUUGCGCAGCUGCCUAUGAAACUGGAAUGUGAAGUGAUUGAAAACGGAGAGAACUUCUCUGUGGGAGAGAGACAGUUACUGUGCAUAGCCCGAGCCUUGCUCCGUCGCUGUAAGGUGCUGAUACUGGAUGAAGCGACAGCUGCUAUGGACACGGAGACUGACUUGCUGAUUCAGGAGACUAUCCGGGAGGCAUUUGCAGACUGCACUAUGCUGACAAUUGCUCACCGCCUGCAUACUGUACUGGGCUCUGAUCGGAUCAUGGUGCUAACACAAGGACAGGCAAUGGAAUUCGACACGCCGUCUGCCCUCCUGGCCAACGAGAACUCGCGCUUCUCCGCCAUGUUUGCUGCUGCAGAGAACAAGGUUGCUGUCAAGGGCUAAUAUUCAGGACAAAGACACUUUAAUUUGGGGCUCCACUCCCUGCCUGUGGCAGGUUUGCUCCCCUUCCUCCUCCUCAUUCUCAAAGCAGAUUAUUGCCUUUUCAUCUUUUAGUUUUUAGUACAAUGUGUCAAGCUGGAGAGUUUUUAAAUCCCUGUGAGAAGACUUCUUCAUGAUUUUAUUACUGUAUUUAUUCCAUCUUCAUAACACUAAAUUUUUUGUUAUUAAAUGCACUCUACAAAUGGCUCAGGGAGCCAUAGUUAUAAAUGUAUCAGAGGCCUAUAAUGAAGCUUUAUACAUGUAGCUAUAUCUAUACAUAAUUCUGUAUAUAGCCUAUAUUUACAGUGGAAAUGUAAGCUGUUUAUUUUAUAUUAAAAUGAGCACUGUAUUAAUAACAGUGCAUAUUCUUUUCUAUCAUUUUUGUACAGUUUACGGUACUGGAGAUCCGGCUUUGUUCAGGCUGUAUCGGACACCGUUUUGUCUCUUACGGUUGGUCUUUUCAUAGUGCCGGAUUUUCUGCGUGUCUGAAUGGAAGUGAAGCUUUGCAGUAGUGUCCUUUAAUGUCCCAUCCGUGUUGUCCAGCGCAGGGGGAAGGGCUCCCUGGUGUAACUGUUGCAUUGUAACUUAUCCAAGAGGUUUGGAGCAUCACCAAUGCUUGCAGUGGCAGCUGCUGCUGCUUCCCAUGAUGCUUUGCCAGGGUGGGGGGUUUAUGAUCUCAAGUGGUUUGGGAGGAAAACCACUUCCAGGUCACCUGAAAUCCCACAACUGCACAGUGUCCUUAGUGCUGUAGGAGAAAUGCAGCAGCAUUUCCUAAGAACUCGACAGGGUUUAGUUAUUUUAACCCAAGCUCUUCCUGCUUCGCUGAUCUGACUCUCACCCAGGAUCUCGAUGUUCAUGGAAUGACCUACAAUCAAAUAAUCAUCAGGUUCACAUCUGUGCCCUGGGGGAUGGCAAUACAGUCUGUCUUUUCAGAGCUGCUCCAGCUGAAUCCUUUAUCCUGAAGCUGCUAAUGCUCCUCACGGGUUUAGGUUGGCUUUUCUUGGCAGAUGUAACACAAACCCUUCAUAUGGCUCAUUUAUACUAAGCUUAUAUAGUACUUCAGCCUUUCCUGUUUUCUCUCCUGCACAACUGUUAUGGAAACAGCCCCCUACCCCACGUCUUCUCUAACUCUAAACAGGUUCCUGCUGAUCAGGGUGUGGCACUGGUGUAGAAUACUGUUUUCUUACUGUAAAGAGACCUACCUCAGGUUACUGAGUCCUGUGUGGUACGUUACCAUGCUCACUGUACACCAUCCCUGUUUUAUGGGACCAGUGGCCCGGGUGGGCAUGGUUGCUCCUGUAAUAGCUGUGACUUAUUGAGCGGUCAGCGUUGCAUGUCUUUGUCAACUUAGACAUUUUGUAGCCUUAGCAUGUUUGCAAAAUGUCUCGUCGAGGCAAACAUCUGAAGUGAAUAAAAACUAUUUUGGGUUUUAUAAA